AUGUGGGGAGUAGAAGGUCAACUGGAUCUGCACCUCGUGUACGGCACAGUGUUCUGUAUUCGGCCCGAAGGGGACCUCGAGGCAGGCAAGGACGACCGUAAGGUGGAGGAGCGUACUACCAAGCUGAGCAGCAGUGAGCCUGGGCAUACAAAUACGGAUCUGUCGCACUUUGAGGCCCUGACACUGAAUAUCAUACCUCCUACAGCUGAAUCAGCUGAUAGGCUUGUGGAGCAUCCUACCGAGGUGAGAAGCAGUGAGGGUGGUGGUACAAGUGUGGACCUAUCAAAAGUUGAGGGCCUUUCGCUGAAUGUUUCUUCAGCUGAAUCAACCGAUGGGGCUGUGGCGCAUGCUGGCGACCUGGACAGCAGUGCACCUGAUUCUACAAAUGCAAAGCAACCAGCUGUUCGGGAAGGAUUAUCCCCGAGGUCACAAGAAAGGUGGCUGAGAAUAGAUAAGUAUCUUGCUGAACAUACAUUUGAUGACAUGUGGGAGGGCAUGGUUGCUAUGAAAAAUGGCUUCUGCAACCCACCCAAAAAGGUUCCGUUCCCCAUCAAGAGGUCAUCGAAAAAGCUUGCGUCGCCUGAUUCACUACAGUCUCCGCAUGGACUGGAGGCUCAAUCCUUUCAGACAACAACAAAGUGUGGAGAGUCUACAAAGCAAAUAAUUGAAAAUGGGAAACAAUGGAUGAAGAAGGAAGUCAUGGAGGCUUUUAAGAAGUACAUGAAAGAAACGGGCAGAUUCAGAGGCAUGGAGUUCGAACUUGAUAAGCUUCUACAUCAGUGUUUGAGUGUGGAGACAUAUGAGAAGAUCUUCCACCACUAUAAUUUCACGGUGAAGACGAAGCAAGCUGGUUCAGACAAGUGGUCAUCAACUCUAUAUUUUGCACAAGUGAAGGAAAUGUAUGGACAGAAACAUUAUUUCUGCUAUCCGCUGGAUCCAUUCGAAGACGGCUUCUGCCACGCAUGCAAGAAUCAGGGGAUGGAUGCACUGAAGCACCCUGCUGUUCCUAUCGGUUACGAGACUGGCCAGGCUGGUUACGAGACUGGCCAGGCUGGUACGGGAUGUCCUUUCUUUGAAGAUGAUUCUGAUGAUGGUGAUCGUGUACCAGACGAUGAUGGGAUGGCGUGGGCCUUUAGUCAGGCCUUCUUGGGGGGAGUACCCUAUUGAGUACAUUUUCUCUAGUAGUGAGUGAUCUUCACACUGGGUUUCAAACCGAGAUGCAAUGAUACUAGCAUAUGUAACGAGCUUCAGUUGUGUAAACGCUUCCAGUUGCCUGCCACUCGCUGUGCAUUGAGUAAUGCAGGGUUACUCAGACCUUUUUUUUUAUAUAACUACUCUGAACAUUUGAAGUUGAACUU
Messenger RNA from Lolium rigidum, 1358 nucleotides. RefSeq lists its product as uncharacterized. The coding region runs from base 1 to 1167 and encodes 388 amino acids. The transcript is spliced from 9 exons. The record is from RefSeq and is a predicted model, not a curated record. Lineage: Eukaryota; Viridiplantae; Streptophyta; Magnoliopsida; Poales; Poaceae.